Messenger RNA from Cornus florida, 477 nucleotides. RefSeq lists its product as uncharacterized. The coding region runs from base 1 to 477 and encodes 158 amino acids. Lineage: Eukaryota; Viridiplantae; Streptophyta; Magnoliopsida; Cornales; Cornaceae. The record is from RefSeq and is a predicted model, not a curated record. The transcript has 2 exons.
AUGGCUCUGAACACUGAGAAUGACUCUUUGAUGUGCAAGUGCUUUCCUACGAGUCUGGCUGGACUAGCGCUCAAUUGGUUUAAGAACCUGCCGAGGGGCUCAGUGGAUAGUUUCCGAAGCUUGUGUGAUCGGUUCAUAAGCCAAUAUUAUGGAAAUAAGCAUCCAGCGAAGGACAUUUUGAGCCUAUUCACAAUGAAGCAGCAUGACGAUGAGCGUCUCCAAGCUUUCCUAACCAGGUUUAACCUUACCAAGAGCAUGGUGAUUGAAUGUCACCCUUCUACAGCGGUUCAAGCAUUUAUACUGGCCAUGACUCGUGGCACUCCAUUACGCACAAGCUUGAUCCCUCAUAAGGACCCGUUGGUCAUCAGUUUGACAGUGGCCGAAUGUUUGGUGAGCAGAGUUCUGAUUGAUCCUGGAAGUAGUGUGAACGUCAUGCCGAGGGAUACAUUUGAUGGGCUCGAGAUCAAGCAGGAUUGA